UUUCGUUUCAAUCACUGAAUGCAAAUGCUGAUGGGGCCACUGUCUCAUGCAAGGAUCAAACUGCUGCUUCUAGUUUCAAUAUUAGAGAUAUUGCAUAUUCAAUUCACUGCUACACCAUCGAUAUAAUGGGAAUCGAAUCGGUGUAUGUGUUGGCUGUCCCAAAAGAAGGACAUGCAAUCAUUGAUCGGAAUUACAAGGAAAAGGGCUUGAUAGUGUUUGUGGCAACAAUGGUGACUAUAUUCAUAGCUUUCUUCAGUUUCCUAUACGUAAACUGCAGAGCCUUUAGGCGAGAAAUGCAUUUGUGUGCCUCACUGAUCAAACAGUGUGAAGCCACCCAACAGGCCGAGAAAAAGAAUAUGAACAAGAGCACCGCUUUUGCGAGUGCCAGCCAUGAUGUUCGUGCUUCUCUCGCAGGGAUCACCGGUUUGAUAGAGAUAUCUUCAGAAUUGGUUGCCCCCGGUUCCGAAUUGGAGACCAAUCUCAAACAAAUGAAUGGUUGUACCCAAGACUUACUAGGACUGUUGAAUUCUAUACUAGACACAAGCAAAAUUGAGGCAGGAAAAAUGCAACUCGAAGAAGAGGAGUUUGAUGUGUUCAAUCUCUUAGAAGAUGUAGUUGACUUUUACCAUCCUGUGGCUGCGAAGAAAGGUGUGGAUCUGGUGUUGGACCCUUGUAACGGUUCUGUAGUGGGAUAUUCACGGGUGAAAGGUGAUAGGGGAAAACUAAAACAAGUUCUGAGUAAUUUACUGAGCAAUGCUGUGAAAUUUACCGAUGAGGGACAUAUAGCGGUACGCGCAUGGACUCGGAAGCCAAAACUACUGCAGAACUCCACAGUCACUUUUAGCAAAUUUGGUUUCAAGCAAUAUUUAUCAUGCUUAUUUCGUAACAAAACCGAACCACGUAGUGACGUGGAAUCCACGCGUUCAAUCCAAGAAGAUCCUCAUUCUAUGGAUUUUAUAUUUGAAGUGGAUGACACGGGAAAAGGAAUUCCUAAAGAGAAAUACAAGUCUGUUUUUGAGAAUUACGUCCAAAUCAAAGAUACUGCUCUUGGCCAAGGGGGAACUGGUUUGGGACUCGGGAUUGUUCAGUCGCUGGUGCGUUUGAUGCAUGGAGAUAUUGAAAUUGUGGAGAAGGAUACCGGUGAAAGAGGGACAUGCUUCAAGUUCAAUGUGGAUCUCAGUGUAUGUGAGAAUGAGGGAGUGUCAGAUGGUAGCAGAAGGGAGGGUGUUGGUUGUGGAUCAGAAGACAGAAUAAUAGAAUGUGAGGAGCAGCAGACUAUGCAGGCUUCGUGUUCUGGUUCUUCUAGAAUUUGUUCCAUAAGUCCUAAGUUACGAAUGUGCAGCUCAAGUCCAAAGCCUGAGGCUUCCCUUGUGGUUCUUUUGAUUGUUGACAAAGAGCGCCAAAGGACUUCACGAAGGUUCAUGGAGAGGUUAGGGAUCAAAGUGAAAGUUGUGAAUACAGGGAAAGGUUUGUUUUAUACUCUGAGGAAGAUCAACCUGAAGGCUAAGCAUUCUAGUGGCCAAAAUUCUCCAGCUUCUUCGGAUAUGAGUCAAUGGUCUACACCUCAAAGUUCUCUCGACAUAGCCACAAGAGUUUCUUUGAGUUCUAUGGAUGGAACUGAGCAUAUGCCUUUAGUUUUCAAGAAAACUGAUGUGGGAGCUUCUCCCGGCUUCAUCCUUGUUGUGAUUGAUGCAAAUGCAGGACCCUUUUCUGAGCUUUACACGAUUGUGUCCAACUUCAAGAAAGACAUUCGCAACCCGUGUAAGGUUGUGUGGUUGGAUAAGCCCUUUAUGCGUAGAAUAAACUUGAAGGCCCUUAGUCAAGAUGACAUCGUCACAUCCAAACCAUUUCAUGGUACUCGUUUGUUCCAAACCAUAAAGCUCCUUCCUGAAUUUGGAGGUUCUUGGCAAAGCAAUUCUAGUAGAGCUAAGAGGGAAAUGGCCAAUGAGAGAGCUACAUUGAACACUUACAAGGAUCCAGGUUUGUCAAAAUACACGUCUCCUCUGCUGGACAGAUCACACGUCAGUUCUUCAACCGACGAAAGUACAUUCCAAACCGGUGAACAAAUUUUGAAGGGAAAACGAUCAUCGAAGGCAAAAAUAAGUCUUGUUCAUCAUGGAGAAACACAAGAGAUUGGAAACUCAUCAGGGUCUCAGAAACCCUUGAGGGGUAAGAAGUUUUUGGUUGCUGAUGACAGUGCAAUUUUGCGCAAUAUAGCUUCUGCCACUCUGAUUUCUCUUGGUGCAACCGUGGAGCAAUGUGAGAAUGGUGAAGAAGCUGUGAGGUUAGUUGAUGAGGGUCUACCUCGGGAGUUUCCUAAUCCUCCUUACGAUUAUAUCUUAAUGGAUUGUCAGAUGCCAAUAAUGGACGGUCUUGAGGCAACAAAGUGGAUACGAAAGAUAGAGAAAGCUUAUGGUGUUCGGAUUCCUAUCAUUGCAUUGACUGCUGGAACCAGAAAGAAUAACGAUAGAGAGUUGGAAAUGGGACUAUCAUAUGGAUAA
Molecule: messenger RNA, 2501 nt
Organism: Vigna umbellata (rice bean)
Lineage: Eukaryota; Viridiplantae; Streptophyta; Magnoliopsida; Fabales; Fabaceae
Gene: CKI1
Product: Signal transduction histidine kinase
Biological process (GO): phosphorelay signal transduction system; phosphorylation
Molecular function (GO): phosphorelay sensor kinase activity
Source: RefSeq, a predicted model, not a curated record